Messenger RNA from Lodderomyces margitis, 612 nucleotides. RefSeq lists its product as uncharacterized. The record is from RefSeq and is a predicted model, not a curated record. Gene Ontology annotation, molecular function: nucleic acid binding; zinc ion binding. Lineage: Eukaryota; Fungi; Ascomycota; Pichiomycetes; Serinales; Debaryomycetaceae. The coding region runs from base 1 to 612 and encodes 203 amino acids. The transcript has a single exon.
AUGUGCAGCACAAGUUUAGGCCUACAAGUGAGCUCAGAUAUGGGAAGAUAUAGUGUUAAAAGAUACAAGACAAAGAGAAGAACGCGGGACUUGGACCUUAUUUACAACGACUUAGCUACUCCAAACUCUAUCAACAAGUUGAAGAACCAACCGUUGGAUGAAUAUAAACCCGGUUUGGGGCAAUACUAUUGCAUAGAAUGUGCCAAAUACUUUGAGAAUCAAAUAAGUAUGGACAGACAUCAAAAGUCAAAGAUUCAUAAACGAAGAGUCAAGCUUCUCAAGGAGAGGCCGUAUACUCCGUUGGAAGCAGAGGCUGCUGGCGGUGUGAACAUGACAAAAUUCGUUGAGUCUGUGGAGAAGUAUAAAGAAUUGGAGCAAUUUAAAACAGCAAAUAAAGACGUAUAUGAAGCAGCAAACAAUCAGAAGAAGGAUACCUUGGAUGCUUUGAUUACGGGAGUUCCAUCAGAAGAAUUCCAGAAACAACAACAACAACAACAACAACAACAACAACAACAACAACAACAACAACAACAACAACAACAACAGACACAAGAGAAUGGAUUGCUGGCUCCCGUAGAAGUGGUUGAAAAAGAAGUUAUUAUGGAGGAAUAG